AUGAAAAAUAAUCUUGAACUUCAAUUAGCAAAAUUUCAGAAAUUGCCUUUAGAAAGCAUAACAGAAAGAGAAGUAAAUCAUUCCCCUAAGGACCGAAAAUGAACUUAUAAAGAAGUUUUAGAAAAAGUAAACUGAAUAGGACAAACGCGCCAAAGCUCAAUUGGCAAUAAGUCAUCUCUGCCAAAACCAAUUUUAGAGAAGAAAAAUCAAGAGCCCAAAUCCUAUAGCAAUUUUGAGCCAGUGCCUAUAAAAACUAAUCAGACCUCAAAAAAUAUCCCACCGACUUAUGAAAUGCAGCAAAAAUCGUACAUCCAGCCACCUCCCAGAUUUAUUGAGCCAAAAAAGAGUAUCGAAUUAAAAUACAAAGACCCAGCUGACUCUUUCAGCAAUUUUCAGCCCACAAAUAUUUCACAACCUUACACCCAACCAAAGCCCAUAAAACAAUCCUCAAAUUACUCCAAUAAUUUUCCAGACUAUUCUGACACAAAACCCAAUAAAGGAUAUACCAAAGAGCCAACUUCAAGCUUCUCAAACCCUUCUUACAAUCAAGAUAUCCCAGAAAUCAGAGAACGAAGCUUCACAUCUCCUAUAAAAUCCUCAUUAACAACUGCCACAAGUGAAUGGAAACGUGACUUUCCAUGAAGUCGAAGCAUUAAAAGUUUAAAUCAAGUCACAUUUAAAAACCCAUCAUUCAGGCCAAACCAAGAAGAAGUCAUUAAUGCAGUUUUAAGCAAAAGAGAUGUCUUUGUGUGUAUGCCAACUGGAGGAGGGAAAAGCUUGACUUUUCAACUACCAGCUGUCGUCAGCAGAGGGCUCACAUUGGUGGUCAUGCCUUUAAUUUCUUUGAUUUUUGACCAAAUGAAUCAACUAAAGUCAAAAGGGAUUGAAUGCAGAAUGUUUAGCUCAAGCCAAGGUUUUGAAGAACAAAACCAAAUUUAUCAAGAUCUUCUUAAUGAUACGAGAAUUAUUAAAAUGGCGUGAUCUGACGUGGACUCCUGGUGACCUGUGAGUUGAUCCAGGCCCAGGAAAGGCGAGCCACAUGGCGAUAGUUCUCCGGGGUGGGUUUUUUGACUUGGGGCUGACCCUUGUCCUUUUUUCCUUACCUACGAGUUAACCCUACUGGCACAAAGUCCCGAUACCACUCCAUGAGAGCAUUAUCGAACCUGUGAUACGGUUCUGACAGGUCAUGGAGAAGGCAGAAGGCGAUUCCCCUAUACUCUGAGCCCUGUCAGAGGUUAAAGGAGUUUUCUGCUGAGAUUCGGAGACCCUGACCGGAUGGGGUGGCUUCCCCGAAGACCUUCGACGUCACCAUUUUUUGGUGACGUCAGAAAGGGAAAAAGGUGGUGUGAGGAUAGCGCUUAGCGUCGCUGCGAAGCUAUCCGUGGGACGGCGAGGGGCUGAAAUAAUCCCUUAAGACCCGCUAUAACACAUAUUCUAAUCUAAUCUAAUCUUAAUGAUACUUCAGUCAAAAUUGUUUUUGUGACUCCUGAAAAAUUGUCAAAAAGCGAAAAAAUGAAUAAUAUAUUAGGACAGCUGUAUAGGGAUGGGAAAAUUGAGAGGAUUGCGAUAGAUGAAGCCCACUGUGUAAGUCAAUGGGGAAGGGAUUUUAGAAGUGAUUAUUUAAAGCUUGGACUAUUUAGAGAUCAUUUCCCAGAAAUCCCGAUUAUAGCACUAACAGCUACAGCUACAGAAAAAGUCCGCGAAGAUAUAGUUAGAGUGCUUGGAAUGAGGAAUCCUAUCAUUUUUCUUACAAGUUUUAACAGGCCAAAUCUUUAUUAUGAAGUCCGUCCUAAGUUCAAAAAAAUCAAUGAGGAAAUUGGAAAAAUAAUAAAAAACCAAUAUCCAAACCAAACUGGGAUUAUUUACUGUAUUUCGAAAAAAGACUGCGAAAUGGUUUCAAGAAAUUUAAAAAAAGAGCAUAAAAUAAAGGCUGGGUAUUAUCAUGCAAAAUUAACGCCAGAUAAAAGAAGCAAGGUGCAGACUAAAUGAAUGAAUGGUGAAAUUAAAGUUUUGGUGGCAACUGUAGCUUUUGGUAUGGGAAUUGAUAAAAAAGACGUCAGAUUUGUCAUUCAUUACUCACUUCCAAAAUCAAUGGAAAAUUAUUAUCAAGAAUCUGGGAGGGCUGGCCGAGACGGAAAUCCUGCUGAUUGUAUUCUAUUUUACAAUUUUGGUGACAAAAUGAAGCAGGAGUAUUUAAUUCACAAAUCUUUUAAAGCAGGAAAUAGGCAAGAGUUCAAUUUUCAUGAGCUGCAAGUCGUAAUAGGAUACUGUGAAGAUAUUUUUACUUGUAGAAGAAAGCUCCAGCUUGGGUUUUUUGGGGAGGAUUUUGAUGAGAAAUUAUGCAAUAGGACUUGUGAUAACUGUAAAUCUGGGAGAAAAGGCAUUGAAAAAGACAUGACACAAAUCUGCCAAAAAGUCGCUGAUAUUUUUGAAGGGCCAAGAGGAGGGGUUAAUACUCUGUUGCAGGUAGCCUCAUUAUUAAAAGGAGCUAAUACACGAAAAAAUGAAAAUUUAAAACACCAUGAAUUUUUUGGACUUUUAUCUGAGAUGAGCAAAGAGGACAUAGAAAGAAUACUAACUGCCCCUCCGUGGAGCAUAUAAAAAAAAUUUUGUUCGCUCAUGGAAGGGUAUUAAUUUUUUUUUAAAAAUUAAAGAAAAUUCCCAAUUUGUAAAGUAAAAUUAAUUUAAUUUGCAAAAUUUAUGUUUUAAAUUGCAAGUUGUUUAAAAUUAAACAGAAUUAGCUAGAGAUUUCAUUAUAAUAAUUAUCAUCACUUAUAUAACAAAAUCUUUUUUUUCAUAAAAAUUUUUCUGUCAAAAAUUUUUGUUCGCUCACCGAGGGGGAAUAAGGAGAAUGGUAUCUGAGGAUAUUUUAACUCCCCCCCCCUCCGUGAGUGAACAAAAAAAAUUUUGUUCACUCACGGAGGGGGGUUAAUUUUUUUUUUUUUAAAAAAAUUUAUAUAUAAAUUUUAUAAAACAUAUUUUUCGAAGUUUAAAAAAAUCCUAAUUCGCAAAAAUUGGAAGCAAAUAUUAAUUUAAUUUAUAAAAUUUAUGUUUUAAAACGCAAUUUGUUUAAAAUUAAACAGAAUUAGCUCUAUAUUUCAUUAUACUAAUUAUCAUUUAUAUAUCAAAUUUUUUUUCCAUAAAAAAUUUUUCUAUUAAAAAAAUGUUUGUUCAUUCACGGAGGGUGGGUUUUUGGGCAAAAAAUAGGGAUUUUUCUAAUGGUUUUGUUCACUCACGGAGGGCGGGGAGUAAGAGAAAAAUCAGUUAAAAAUUUCAAAAACAUGUAUAAUACUGUAAUUGAAAUCGGACCAAAUAUGUAUAAACUUCGAAGAGGGGAAUUAAAAAUCAAACUUAUGUUUGAAAUCAAAGGGAGCAUUAUAAAUGUUCCAACUAGCGAAAGUGAAAACAAUUCAACAAGAGAAUGCGCAAAAAAAGCAAGUGAUCUUACUAUGGAUAUAGAAAACUCAUAUCAAAAUAUUCCAAAAAUUUCUAUUCCUUUAGUUAAUUCUGCACCUAGACCUUCAAAUGGUCCAGCUUUAAGCGAAGAACUUAAAGAAGAAUUGUUUGAAAGACUAGAACUUGUUCGAAACCGGCUUGCUAGAAAACAAAACCUUAAUAAAGAGCAAAUAUUAUCAACUGACUCUCUAAAUAAGUUAAUCAGUGAUUUACCUGAUUCAAGUUCACAAAUCGCACAAGAAUUCAUACAAGAAAUCAAGCAUUUCAAAGAAUCCAAUAACAUAGAAAAAAAAGAAGCGAAAUUUGAGUUCGACCUUGACUUGUCCUCAAUUGAUUUUGACACAGUCGAAUUGAAAAGAAAAUCCCCAGUUGAAGACAAGCGCUCAUUUAAAGUUUUAAAAAGUUCCUAA
Blepharisma stoltei is the source of this 3866-nucleotide messenger RNA. The record is from the annotation of a GenBank genome assembly. NCBI's taxonomy places the organism in Eukaryota, Ciliophora, Heterotrichea, Heterotrichida, Blepharismidae.